Messenger RNA from Leptopilina heterotoma, 1279 nucleotides. RefSeq lists its product as uncharacterized. The coding region runs from base 11 to 1150 and encodes 379 amino acids. The transcript has 4 exons. The record is from RefSeq and is a predicted model, not a curated record. NCBI's taxonomy places the organism in Eukaryota, Metazoa, Arthropoda, Insecta, Hymenoptera, Figitidae.
UUCAGAGAAGAUGAAGAAAAGAUUCUUUACUCUUCUCUUUUUAUCAUUGUCAAUUACGAUUCCGCAAGUGAUUUCGUAUUCAAAAGUAACGAAGAAUGGCAAGCAAAACGAGGAACUUCAAGGAGAACACGUCGUCGGAAUAUCCAGAUCGAAGGGCCAAGAAAGUGAAGGUAGAAGUGUGCAGGAUAUCGUAAUUACUGCCUCUCCAAUGUUCGUCAAUGCCAGGAAUCCUAUUCUCAAACCUGGAGAAGCUAUUGAUUAUCCAACCACUAAAGGUUACUCAACUCUAGAUGAGGAGAUGAUAGCGAAAAUAAAAUCCCUGCACUUGAAGAAGAAUGUUCAGGAUAGAUUUCAUCCCCCAGCGCCCUUUGAACACGUAUUAGCUCACGAGAAUGCAAACCGACAACAAAAUCGACCAAGUUCAGGGGGAUUUUCAAAUCCUUCAGCUCUAGACAUGAGGCCAUCGCCAGUGGGUCCCGAUAUUACAUUCACAUCAAAACCUAUGAUUUCUGGUACCUACGAUUAUCCACCCUCUAAUUUCGACUCCGAUGGAACCAUUGAUUCCAAUCCUGAUCUCAAAGCACCAACAUAUUACCCAACGGAUUCCUAUCUAAAUGGUCAUCAGAUAAAUCACGAAUCAUCACACAAUUCCUAUGAUAAUAAAAAGCCAAUGUAUGGUGAUGAUCCUCCAAAAUCAGUGGACUAUGAAACACAAUUUGACGCUCCCCCCAUUCACGAAGGUGGCAGCAGUGGCUUUGUUUCUAAUCACGACUAUCAUCCUGAUGUCAUCUAUGAUGAUCACAUCGACGAUGAUCAUCAUCAUUAUCAUGAUUAUCAUGAUUAUCAUAAGACAACAACAACAACAGAGAUGCCUGAAAUGAAUGAUCAACGUCUCAGCAAGAGGCCUUAUUCCUAUUAUUAUAUUGGCAGAAAACUUUGGUAUAUUCCACUCUACUUUAGCAUUUAUUUUAUCAUCUACAUUGCUGCACUUGUUCUGAAGAGUGUUGCCAGGCAUAAGAUCAAUUUCCCUUCAAAUUUAGCAGCUGCUGCUGGUAAUGGAAGAAGUUCCUCUAAUCAAGAUAGUGAAAUGAGCUGGUGGGAUUAUACGGUGUGGAUUCUUGAUGCCAUUGAGAAAUAUAAAAAAAUGUGAAAAUCACAAUUUUUAUAUUGUUUCAUACGGAAUUUUGAUAUUUUUUUUCUUUGCUAUGAAUUUUAUUUAAAAAAUUUUUUUUAUUUUAAUUUUCGUAUAUAUUUUUGUAUUUUUGAACAUCAAAAAGUU